CGUGCCUCGCCCAAACCGCACUGCACUCCGCUCUUGCUUUGAUACCCGAACUUCCCGCCAUCAACGCCUGCACUUUCCACGCAACUUUAGGGCGCUCUCCCUUAGAAACUUGGGCAUCAAACUUUCUCCCCAUUACUACCCACCCAAAUAUAACCAUUGGUUUGUGCAGAAACGUCCCCUUCCCAGCCCAGCAUUCGUCUUUGGCCUUCUCCUAAAUCGAGCACACUUAGCUCUAGGGCAUCGGGGUUGCAUAUAGAGCUCUAACGAACGAAUGAAUCAUGAGCCAGUUUGUUUCCUUGCCCGGCCCCGCGUGCCCUCCUGCGACCACAGGGGGUAUUGCGGCCGUUGACCUCCUCACCAUUGACGCCAAAGGCUUACAGUCACGGUUGGCGGAUGGAGAGUUCACAAGCCUAGACCUUGCCAGGAAGUGCCUCACUCAGAUCCAGAAACAUGAUGGCCACCUUCAUGCCAUGAUCAAGACGACGCCAAUCCGGAUUCUGGAAGAAACUGCUAGCUCGCUCGACCGGGAACGGGCGGACGGGAUAGUGCGAGGGCCACUGCAUGGAAUCCCGAUUCUUGUCAAGGAUGUUGUCGAUACCCCAACCUUAGGACUCCCGACAACUGCCGGAAGCUUUGCUCUGCUGAGCUCCAAGGCUCGAAAGGAUGCCAAAAUCAUUGACCGGCUCAUCCCCGCGGGGCUUAUCAUCCUGGGCAAGACUAACUUGAGCUUCUGCAAUUCUCGCGGAUCGGAUAUGCCAAGCGGCUGGUCGGCGGUCGGCGGACAGGUCCAGUCAGCGUACAUCGUGGGCGGUGUCGACCCGACUGAUUCUAAGGACGGCCACUCGAGUCCCUCCGGAUCGUCCUCCGGCUCCGCGGUAGGAGUAUCUGCCGGGUACGCGCCCCUCGCGAUCGGCACCGAAACGGACGCGUCACUUGUCUGCCCUGCUGGCAGAGCCGCUCUGUACACGAUCAAGCCGACGAUUGGUCUUGUCUCACAAGAGGGCAUCAUGCCCAUAUCGCACCAUUUCGACACGGCAGGGCCGAUGACGAAGUCGGUUCACGACCUGGCGGCUUUGUUGGAUGUUCUCGCUGCGGGACCGCGCUCCGAGUCAUUCACUGCGAGCCUGACUGGCUCUUGGUCGGAUAUCUCGGUUGCUGUUCUCGAUCCGGAGGAGUGGAAGUUCCCUGAGGAUUGGGUGAAGCCUGUUGAAGGGGCGGAGGCUCAGAUCAACCGAGAGAUUCGUCGGGCAUACGACGUCAUCAAGUCCAAGGCGAAGAUGUUCGUCAACAACGUCGACCUUGUCUCUGUCGACGAACUCGCACUCGACGGAGAGAGUAGCGAGGGCAUAGUGAUGAUGGUUGACCUGAAAAGAAACCUCAACACUUACCUUGCCAACUUCGAGGAAAGCGAGGUGCGGUCUCUGUUGGAUGUGAUAAACUACAACCUCAAGCACGCCGACAAGGAGCUUCCGCCACAUCAUCCAAGGCAGGACCGCUUCAUCGACUCACAGAACCAUACCAUAUCGCCAGAAGUGUAUGAACGGCACUUACAGCAUCUCCGUCAUGUAGCGAGAGACCGCGGGGUAGAGCGUGUUCUUGACACAUACGGCGUCGACGUCGUUCUCGGUCCGACGGACAGCGGCCUCACGUCCAUGGCCGCAGCCGGAGGAUACCCUCUUUGCGCAAUGCCGUUGUCCUACUUGGAUUACAAUGGACGGCCGUUUGGGGUCUCAGCUAUCGCGGGACGGGGCCGUGAUGAUCUCCUGGUUAAGGUCAUGAGUGCGUGGGAGGCGACAUUCCCGGGUCGCAAGCCGCCGCCAGCUUUAGUUUAAGCAGCUGUCAUCAGCCUGGUUAUGCAUUGGCCUUGGAUCUGAGAUAAAUAAGUUCACUUAGGUAUUCAAGGGGUUAUACAAUCACAGUGUCAUAGCUCCAACCAGCUUAUCGUUUCCGGUCCGGCGCCAGCGACCCACUGGGAAUUCAAAAUCAUUGAUGACUGGGGGGAUAAAUAGCAAAGAUUAGCUGCCUUAAUUAGUUACCGCACGAACCCAUAUAACCCAACAAGUGGCAUCCCUCACUAACUCUGAACUACGUCGGAUGUUACUGAUGCGUUCAACUCGAGGCAGCCCCCAUCAAAUCAUCUAAAGGGCGUUUCUGGGUUCUAGAGCUGGCACUCACUAGGUCCUCAACCACCCACCCACAUGACCCA
Chaetomium fimeti is the source of this 2206-nucleotide messenger RNA. Its product is annotated as amidase signature domain-containing protein. The transcript has 10 exons. NCBI's taxonomy places the organism in Eukaryota, Fungi, Ascomycota, Sordariomycetes, Sordariales, Chaetomiaceae. The coding region runs from base 279 to 1832 and encodes 517 amino acids. The record is from RefSeq and is a predicted model, not a curated record.